UCGUCCUCGUCGUCCUCGUGGUCCUCGUGAGGCGCCGCCGUGCCCACCUUGCCCCCCGCGCUCCGCACCGCCCCCCGGGCACGAUGUUCGUCCCCUGCGUGGGGCCCGGCGCCCCCGCCCCCGACUUCACCGGCCUCACCCUCCUCCUGCCGGCUGUGUCAGUGGGGAAUGUUGGCCAGCUUGCGACGGAUCUAAUUAUUUCUACACUGAACAUGCCCAAGGUGGGUUACUUUUACACAGAUUGCCUCGUGCCAAUGGUUGGAAACAAUCCAUAUGCCACUACAGAAAACAACUCAGCAGAGCUGAGUAUAAAUGCUGAAGUGUAUUCGUUGCCUUCAAAGAAUCUGAUUGUUCUCCAAAUAAGAUCACCAUUUAUUAAGUACAAAUCCAGGUCAUUUUGUGAAGCCCUCCUUUCCUGGGUGAAGAGCAGUAAGUGCACCAGAGUUCUUGUUCUUUCAAGCAGCCAUGCUUACCGGCGGGACGAUCAACAGCUUCAGGGUACUCCAUUCCGGUAUUUAUUCACCCCUGAAUUGCAGAAGAAUAUUGGGAAUCAGAUCCAGUACCUGAAUUGGAAGGAAAUGGAAGAAACAUUAUCUUUUCCCGAAAUGCAGGAUUCUGAUAUGUGUAUUCAAAUUCCUGGAGGAGGUAUCACAAAGCUACUCUACAAGCUCAGUUGUUCAGAAGGAAUACAAAUGGCUAUCUUACUGAAAUUCUGUUCAGAAGGAGACAACAUCCCUGACGCGAUUGAUCUGGCCAAUUAUCUCAAUGAGUGGCUGCAGGUCCUCAAAACUCCGGGAAAGAAUUCGUGCCUACUCUUGAAGUUUCUUCUGGAACCAAAGCUUUGUUUCUGGGAAGCCAAAGAAAUCCAAUUUGGUUUUGAGAUAUUAAGGAAAAAUGUGAUUUACGGCAAACAGCUGGAGAAGAAAUAGCAGAGCAACGAUCCCAAGGCUGCUCCUCCGAAGUGGAAAAUACCAAGUUCUUGGAGGCUGCUUUUUGGAAGUGGCCUUCCACCUGCACUUUUUUGAUGGUUUCUGGUAGAAAAAGAGUAACACGAGACCCCGAACUCUAAAAUAGAGAGUACCUAUGUACAACUAUUUAAAAAGCCUAAAAGCAGAUUGGAUUCCCUGACUACAUUUAUCUAAAUGGCAGCUGUUUCCUGCAGUUCCAGGGAAUAUCACAAAGGAAGCGGUCUACUAUUGCCCUAUGUUCUUCAGUAACAGCAGCUGUAAAUAUUGUCCAAUAAAUGGUUUCUUAGUAAAUUGUUCCCCA
Messenger RNA from Ornithorhynchus anatinus (platypus), 1269 nucleotides. It is a transcript of the gene PSMG2, whose product is annotated as proteasome assembly chaperone 2. Gene Ontology annotation, biological process: proteasome assembly. Gene Ontology annotation, cellular component: cytosol; nucleus. NCBI's taxonomy places the organism in Eukaryota, Metazoa, Chordata, Mammalia, Monotremata, Ornithorhynchidae. The transcript has 8 exons. The record is from RefSeq and is a predicted model, not a curated record. The coding region runs from base 84 to 929 and encodes 281 amino acids.